CGCUGCUCACUUCCUGCUUCCGCUACUGCUAUUAAUACUUGAAUAACAGGUGCAGAAUGUGCGCCAAUUCUAUUAACCCAUGCCAACCAAUCAAGAUCCAAUUCAAGAGCAAAUAACUUAGAACUUGUUGUUGCUGUAACUCCUGAACAGGGGCGCAAUAUUUAUGGAUCUGAGGCACUUGGUGAAUAUGGCAGAGAAUCCAGUGUGCACCGCUCAGGUGAAUAUCGGGUCUGGAAGCCAGAGCAACAGCUGCAUCAGUAUUCUGGGAAGCAAUAGCAUCAACAGCAAUAGUGUUCCAGUACUCUUCUGCUUCUCAGUAUUUGCCCGGCCAUCCUCUGUACCACACGGCUCAGGCUAUGAGCUCCUGAUACAGAAGUUCCUCAGUUUGUAUGGAGAUCAGAUAGAUAUGCAUCGCAAGUUCGUUGUGCAGCUUUUCGCUGAAGAAUGGGGCCAGUACAUUGACCUGCCCAAGGGUUUUAUAAUCAGUGAAAGAUGCAAGAUCAGACUGGUGCCCCUGCAGAUCCAGCUCACCACCCUUGGGAACCUUACACCAGCAAGUACAGUGUUUUUCUGCUGUGACAUGCAAGAGCGAUUUCGACCUGCUAUUAAGUAUUUUGGAGACAUAAUAAGUGUAGGACAAAGACUGCUCCAAGGUGCACGGAUUUUAGGAAUACCAGUUAUUGCCACAGAACAGUAUCCCAAAGGUCUUGGAAGUACCGUUCAGGAACUUGACCUUACUGGAGUAAAGCUUGUUCUUCCAAAGACCAAGUUCUCUAUGGUUUUACCUGAAGUUGAGGCAGCAUUGGCAGAAACCCCUGGAGUUCGUAGUGUGGUGCUUUUUGGAGUAGAAACACAUGUAUGCAUUCAGCAAACAGCAUUGGAUCUGAUUGGCCGAGGGGUAGAAGUCCACAUUGUGGCAGAUGCAACCUCUUCAAGAAGUAUGAUGGACAGAAUGUUUGCUUUGGAGCGCCUAGCACGUAAUGGAAUUAUAAUUACAACAAGCGAAGCGAUACUCCUACAGUUGGUAGCUGAUAAGGACCAUCCAAAGUUCAAGGAAAUCCAAAAUCUUAUCAAAGCAAGUGCUCCAGAGUCAGGGCUUCUUUCUAAGGUGUAAGGAAAAGAAUAAAUGAUAAACAACUCUGUACCCUUAGCUCAGAUGCAAAAUUAUUUCUAAUCAUGGGUAUGUCAUUUGGUAAAAGGUCCUGUUUUCCUUCUGUUGUAAGAUCUAAUGUUGACAUUGUAGGUAGCUGCUUUUAUGGUUGGUUGCAGGGUUAGGCUUGAGAAAGUCAAGGGUUCAGAAUCUUUCACAAAAAUGUAUCCCUAACAUUCAGGGUGUAUAUCGCAGCACUAGCCUUUACUAAAGUACUAAAGUAAAGCAGCAGCUUCGUGAUUCCAUCAGGGUCAUGAGUGGCCUGCUCCUACACUAUGCAUAAGAGUUACUUUAUUUAAUUGUUUCUUGCCCUGGAUAUCAAGGGUGAUAGAGCAGGGCCUGGUUGUAUGGUUCUCUUUCUCUCUGGUAUAAGUUACAAAGUAAGCAAAGGUAACAUAAGUUCUAAAUAUGCAUUUGCAAUAACCAUGUCUAUAUGCAAGCACAAUAUGGUUUGACAUUUAGUUGACAAUAUAUCAUGUGAAGUCUCAGGACUUCUGUUUUGUAAAUAUGUUAGAUUUGUAGGUAACAUUUAGUCAUUUUAAAUAAAAUUUUAGUCUAGAUGCCUUGUGUUACACUCACAAAUUUCACCUUCCUAGCCCAAAAUAUGGUCGAGCCAGACUGGCAGCUUUCGAGCAAACACUAAGGGGCUGAUUUACUUACCCACGAACGGGUCGA
This is a messenger RNA of Xenopus tropicalis (tropical clawed frog), 1825 nucleotides long. RefSeq names its product isochorismatase domain containing 1 (gene isoc1). Lineage: Eukaryota; Metazoa; Chordata; Amphibia; Anura; Pipidae. The transcript has 6 exons. The record is from RefSeq and is a predicted model, not a curated record. The coding region runs from base 164 to 1114 and encodes 316 amino acids.